Messenger RNA from Perca flavescens (yellow perch), 5001 nucleotides. Its product is annotated as multidrug resistance-associated protein 9. Gene Ontology annotation, molecular function: ATP hydrolysis activity; ATP binding; ABC-type transporter activity. Gene Ontology annotation, cellular component: membrane. Gene Ontology annotation, biological process: transmembrane transport. The transcript is spliced from 29 exons. Lineage: Eukaryota; Metazoa; Chordata; Actinopteri; Perciformes; Percidae. The record is from RefSeq and is a predicted model, not a curated record. Bases 1 to 3981 code for a protein of 1326 amino acids.
AUGAUAGACUUUCUUCUGAAGAACAAGUACACACAUCAGUACAGAAGGGUAGCAUCCCCAGAGUGCCAGGGUGUCUGGAACACAGACGUGGUCACCCAGCUGCUCAGGUUGAAUCCUCUGGAUGCAGCCAGCUUCCUGUCCUUCAGCACCAUGUCCUGGAUGACUCCGGUGAUGUGGUCCAUGUUCAGGAAGCAGCUGGACCCGAGCACACUCAGUCCGUCUCCUCUAGACGGAGCCGACGUCAACGGAGACAGGCUGCAGAAGCUGUGGGAACAGGAAGUGUGUGCGGUCGGCCUGCAGAAAGCGUCUCUGAUUCGAGUGUUGCUUCGUUUCCAGAGAAACCGGCUGCUGCUGGUCAUCGCCAUCUCAGUCGUCUUCAUGGUAGCGAUGUUCUGCUGUUCAGGAGUCCUGGUCCGUGAGAUCAUCCUCUACAUCCUCAAACCGGAGUCAUUCUCAGUUUGGGGGGGCCUGGGUCUGUGUUUGGGUCUGGCCUUUAUGGACCUCUUAAGGAUCAGCUCUAGGACUCUGUUUUGGGCCAUAGGCUUACGGACAGGAAUCAGGAUGAAAACAGGUUUCUGCAUGCUGGGCUUCCGCAAGAUCAUCACUCUGAGUACACACAGCGAAGUCUCUGUGGGACAGAUGGUGAAUGUGUUGACCAGUGACAGCUACAAGCUGUUUGAAGCCGUCCGGUGGUGCCCGACUCUGCUGCCCUCCCCCCUCCUGUUGAUCAUGUGCGCCGCCUACUCCUGCCACAUCCUCGACUACACUGCUCUCAUCGGCAUCUUCAUCUUUCUCGUCUUCAUCGUCCUCCAGUUUGUGUCUGCCAGGCUCAUUAACCGGUUCCAGAAAAAGGCUGGGGAGAUCACAGACAGCCGAGUCCGCUCCAUCAAUGAAGUCCUCAGCUGCAUCAAACUCAUCAAGAUGUAUGUGUGGGAGGAGUCCUUCUACAGGAAAACCACAGACAUCAGGACAAUAGAGAGGAGGAUGUUGGAUAAAGCUGCUCUGAUCCAGAACUUCAGUGCGACCAUCAGCCCUCUCGUCCCGAUCAUCGCCAUCAUGGUCACCUACACCAUUCACACCUGGCUCGGUCUACCUCUCAGCACCAGCACCGCUUUUCCUUUCGUCACCCUCUUGAACAGCGUGAGGUUUAUUCUUUCAUCGUUGCCCCCUUGUGUUGGUUUCCUUGCUGAAGCUGCUGUGUCUGCGGCUCGUCUCAAGAGGUUACUGCUGACAGAGAAUACAGAGCCAUACAUCAACCACAGCACCAGCAGCCCAUCAGCGGUCGUCGUCAUGGAGAAUGCCACACUGUCCUGGACCAAACCACUCCACCACCCCGACACAGAGGACAGGGACAACCUAGUGUCUGAAGCCAGAGCUGCUGAAGGGAUGCCCGUCCUGAGGAACGUCUCCUUCACUUUGCACAAGGGCAGACUGCUCGCUGUGUGUGGGACUGUUGGCAACGGGAAGACGUCACUGAUCUGCAGUCUGUUAGAACAGCUGAACCUACAGCAAGGAUCGGUCUCGGUGCAGGGAUCAAUUGCUUAUGCCGCUCAGCAGGCCUGGAUCUUCUACGGGACAGUGCGGGACAACAUCCUGAUGGGGGAACCUCUGGACCACUCCAGGUACAACCGAGUCCUGAGCUGCUGCUGCCUGAAGGACGACCUCAAAAUCCUGCCGCACGGUGAUCAAACACUGUUAGGAGAGGAGGGGGUGAACCUGUCGGGGGGGCAGAAACAGAGGGUGAGUCUGGCCCGGGCCGUCUACUCCAACCGAGACAUCUACCUGCUGGAUGACCCACUGUCUGCCGUCGAUGCUCACGUUGGGAAACACAUCUUUGAGCAAUGCAUCAAGAAAGAGCUGCUGGGGAAGUCCAUCAUACUGGUUACUCACCAGUUACAGUACCUGGAGUUCUGUGAUGAGGUUCUGGUUCUGAAGGAUGGGGCGGUCCUGGAAACAGGAAGCCACGUGGAGCUGAUGAAGGCGGAGGGACACUACGCUGACAUCAUCACCACACACCUGGCCGAGCCAGCCACCAUAGAGCUCAACAGCGUGGUUCCUGAACCCCAGAAAGAGACAGCCCAGAAAAAGAAAGUUAACGGUCAUACGAACGGAGGGAUAGUCAAUCCAGCCUUCGACAUGUCGGAUGAGGACACCGAUGCACUUUCAUCCGCCUGCAAACCUGCUGAUCAGAAGAGUGAAGCGAGUUUGAUCACCUGGAGAACCUUUCAGCAGUACUGUCAUGCAGCCGGAGGACUCUGUGUGAGCUUCUUUACUCUCCUCAGCUUCAUGUUGCUAACAGCUAACGGGAUGUUAGGCUACUGGGCCCUCAGCUACUGGCUGCAGCAGGGAGCCGGGACUGCCAACGUGACAUCUUCAGAGCGAGACAACGUCUCUCUGAACCCCGACCUGCACUUCUACCACCUGGUAUGUGCUGCGAUGUUGGGCAGUCUGCUGAUCAUCUGCUUCAUCAAAUGUUUCUGCUUCGUCAGAGUCACGCUUAACGCUGCCACCACGCUGCACAACAAGCUGCUCAGCAACAUCUUAGCGAAACAGAUGAGUUUCUUUGACACGACUCCAACUGGCCGCAUCCUCAAUUGUUUCUCCACGUGUCAGAACGAGGUGGACUCUGCAGUGCCUUUUUAUCUCAACAUCCAGCUCAUGUUCUCUCUGAUGGCCAUCUUCAGUUUGAUCAUCUCUGCUGUCACCUUCUCGUACAUGCUGCUGCCGGCGUGCAUCCUGGUCAUGGUCUUAAUUAUCCUUGUCAGCCUGUUUCUGAGAAACGUGUGUACGUUGAAGAAGAUGGAGGACAUCAGUCGCUCUCCCUGCAUCUCUCUGUGCACCUCCAUCGUUAAAGGCCUUGGCACCAUUCACGCCUACGACAAGACGCACAACUACACAGAGCGGUUUAAGAGUCUUUCUGACAUCAACGCUAACCACUUCUUACUUUAUAACUACGGCCUAUUUUGGAUCUCCAACAUAAUGGAUACUCUGUAUGUCAUUAUGACGCUGAUAGUCGCUCUGCUGGUCGUCUUCAUCUCCAACGACGUCUACAGCCCCCCCUUAAAAGCCCUCUCUCUGAAUUUCAUCUUACAGCUGUCGGCAAACUCUCAAUAUCUGAUCCUGUCCCUGAUUUCGGUUGAAGCAAGGUUCAUCUCCGUGGAGCGCCUGCUCGAGUACAUCACGGGCUCAGAGGAGUUGGAGGAACAGCUGAAGGUGGAUCCAGUCUCAGAGGACUGGCCUCAGCACGGAGUCAUCACCUUCCUGGACUAUAAGAUGCGCUACAGACAGAACUUACCUGUUGUCCUGAAUGGUCUGCAGCUCCACAUCAGAGCCGGGGAGAAGAUCGGCAUUGUGGGAAGGACUGGCUCUGGGAAGUCGUCUCUGGCUGUGGCAUUGUUCCGGCUGGUUGAACCAACUGGAGGAAGUAUCCUGAUAGAUGGUGUGGACAUCACAUCCAUCAGCCUGUCUAACCUGCGAACAAAACUGUCCAUCAUCCCCCAGGACCCCAUGCUGUUCACCGGGACUGUCAGGUACAACCUGGACCCUUUCAACAGACACAGUGAUGAGGAGAUCUGGGCAGCGCUGGAAAAGACCUACAUGAAGGACACAAUUUGUGGUCUGGAGAGGAAGCUGCAGGCUGAGCUGGCGGACAACGGAGGAAACUUUUCAGUAGGACAGAGACAGCUGAUCAGUCUGAGCCGAGCACUGCUACAAAACUCCAAGAUCAUCCUAUUGGACGAGGCGACAGCGUCUAUCGAUGCCGAGACCGAUGCUCUGAUCCAGAUCACCAUCAGAGAGGCGUUCAGGCGCAGCACGGUGCUCACCAUCGCUCACCGCAUCCACACGGUGCUGCAGGCCGACCGCAUCCUCGUCCUUAACCACGGACAGGUCGCGGAGUUUGAUCAUCCAGAAGUGUUGAAACAAAGACCAGACUCGCUGUUUGCCUCUCUUUUAACGGCUUCCAACACUGUGGCGUUCUGAUGUUGUUAAACCCACCACAGUGACCUCAGAGGACUUUACAGCAGUUGAAAUCAUCAUUGAAAAGCCUCACCAAUGUUUACAAGGUUCUUCCUCCUUUCUUCUUCCGGGACAUGAACACCCAUUUCCUGUGUGAAAGUCUGUUUUUAUUUAAUUAUGGUGCUGACAGUAAUACAUACGUACAAUAAAUGCAGAUUAUAGUGAUUUACUUUUCAAAGCUAUAUGUACAAAUGCUUCAUGAGAACAGGCUGAGUCGUCUCCAUGAUACCACAUUGAAUCUGGCUUUUAUUGCAAAAAGGGAAAAUGUCUUUUGUGUUGUCAGUCUUACGGAUCAAUGGCCCACCUAAUGUGGACUAUAACAAUCUGGCUAAGACUCUUGAUAGGCAUCAAUGUUCUCCCUGACUUGUUUGAUGUCUCACCAAACCAGAUUUAAUAGAAGCACACACUCUUUUUCUAAUAUUUGGAGGCUUUCUAAUAUUAUCUGCACUCACACUUUUGAGUUUGGACAGCACUGGAUAUUAAUAAUCUGUGAUUUAAACUAAGCUCAAUAAAGGUUGAGAAAAAUAAAAACGUUGGCCCUUUGGUGUCUACCCUUCACAAUAAAACCCUUUCUUAAAUUCACUUCGUAUUGCGCGAAGAGGAGACCCACUAAAAAGGCAUUUUUUUCUGACACUAGAUAUCAAACAAAAGCCAGACACUUUAUUAUUCAUCUGAGCUUUUUUGUCCGCAGUUUUGUUACAAAAGAGGAAGCUACUGUUGCUGCUGAACUCGCUUCAGUAAAAACAUAUGUGACACGUGGAGUUGUGCGUGUGUGUGUGUUUGUGUGUGUGUGUGCAUUGGGAUGGCCAAAAAGAUGCUAAACAACUUGCAAAGUACUGUGACAUAUCUGCUAUUAUUGGCAGCCGCCGCAUAUGGUGUAGACGCUGCUGCUUAUACUCUUUAAGAAGUGAGUAUUGUGCUACUUAUACCCUUCAGAACUGAGUGUUGUGCUACUUGUACCCUUAAGAACUGAGUAUUGUGUGU